CGAGCAUCUCGGCGGUUGCGCUCACAUCAUCAGUCGGCAUGAGAGGGAGGACACGGCUGCUGCGGAGAACCGACUGCGCCGCGAUAAUUACAACCAGAUUUCUACCAAUGUAGUCAACAGCACCGGGAUCCGGGUUGUUUGUUUAAAUUAACACGGGGCAGACAACGUGGCUGGAAAGGGAGUCUGCAAAGACGUCAGACUAUCUAGUGAACUGCCUACAUAGACAGCUUUUUGGACAUCACUCUGCGUUCGUGCGCGCUCCGGGCAGCAUUCAUUUACUGUCGCUGUCCACACACACAUGUACAGUAUGUGUGAACGUGCGGAGAAGUUGAAGAUGCCACUCUGAAUCAUCUGGGCGCUUGGAUCGACGUUUCCAUCGCUGUUCUAGCGCUGACCUCUGAUUGGGCACUUCAGUGCCAAGAACGCUCACCCUGAACAGCUGUUAUCCUGCGAAUAAAGAUAACAAGCCAUUUUCUAUGGAUCCACUGAUCGUCAUCUUCUCAAACCACAAGGCUCGUUCCUACAAGCACAUCUGAGUCCUGCAAGUAGAUCACACCGGGAGUGUUUCCAUCAUGAGACUGGUGUUGAAGUACCUGGACAAGAUGAGGUGUUUCCGGAAACGUUCCACUAUUCCUUUUCUGGUGGCUCUCAUUACCUUCCUGCUCUUCAUAAACCUCUACAUCGAGGAUGGCUAUGUGCUGGAGGAAGACAAACGUCAGUUACGAGAAACCUCAAUGCAGCCUCUGAACUCAGAGCGAUAUGUUCAUACCUUUAAAGAUAUGACCAAUUUUUCUGGAACGAUCAAUGUGACUUAUCGGUACCUCGCUGGAACACCUUUACCUCGAAAGAAGUAUCUCACCAUUGGAUUGUCAUCUGUGAAAAGAAAACGAGGAAACUACCUGCUGGAAACCAUCAAGUCCAUUUUUGACCAAUCAAGCUACGAGGAGCUCAAAGAGAUCGUUGUGGUUGUCCACUUGGCAGACUUUGACCUGGCAUGGUGUGAGAGCCUAGUUCAGGAAAUCUCAAGGAAGUUCGGCCACCAUAUCAUUGCAGGACGGCUGCUAGUUAUCCAUGCACCUGAGGAGUACUACCCGUCCCUGAAUGGGCUGAAGAGAAAUUACAAUGAUCCAGAGGAUAGAGUACGCUUCCGUUCCAAACAGAAUGUAGAUUACGCGUUCCUGCUCAACUUCUGCACCAAUCUGUCAGACUUCUACAUGAUGUUGGAGGAUGAUGUGCGCUGUUCUCGAAACUUCCUCACCGCCCUGAAGAAAGUGGUGGCAUCUAGGGAGGGAUCAUAUUGGGUGAUGUUGGAAUUCUCCAAACUGGGCUACAUAGGGAAGCUGUACCACUCGCGAGACCUUCCUAGACUUGCCCAUUUCCUGCUCAUGUUCUAUCAGGAGAUGCCUUGCGAUUGGCUUCUUAUCCAUUUCCGAGGCCUACUGGCCCAGAAGGAUGCGAUUCGCUUCAAGCCUUCCCUUUUCCAACACAUGGGCUACUAUUCCUCCUAUAAGGGGGCAGAAAAUAAACUUAAGGAUGAUGACUUUGAGGAAGACUCCCUUGAUAUCCCAGACAACCCACCUGCCAGUUUGUAUACAAACAUAAAUGUAUUUGAGAGCUAUGAUGCUGCCAAAGCUUACAGUAGCGUGGAUGAGUACUUUUGGGGCAAGGCUCCGUCCACUGGGGACUUUUAUGUAAUAGUGUUUACCAAGGCAACAAAAAUCAGCAAAAUCAAGAUCAUCACAGGAACGGAUGAUCGGCAGAAUGAUAUUUUGCAUCACGGAGCUUUGGAAGUGGGGGAGAAAUUAGUAGGAACCAAAAAGGGAAGGCAGUGCUCCACCUAUAUAACUUUAGGGGAGUUUAAAAAUGGAAACAUUGAGGUUCAUGAUGUGGACCACAAGAUAGCAUUUGAUAUUGAGUGUGUUCGCAUUGUGGUAACGGCAAGUCAGAAAGAAUGGCUUAUCGUUAGAAGCAUAAGCCUCUGGACUACACAAGGUGCCAGUCAAUGAGAACUUUUUUGAACCGUAGCUAAAGGCACAAGUAUCUGUUUAUUUAUCUAUUUAUUUAUUUAUGCAAUUUCUAAAUUAU
Messenger RNA from Sinocyclocheilus rhinocerous, 2085 nucleotides. RefSeq names its product mgat4 family member C (gene mgat4c). Gene Ontology annotation, molecular function: acetylglucosaminyltransferase activity. Gene Ontology annotation, biological process: protein N-linked glycosylation. Lineage: Eukaryota; Metazoa; Chordata; Actinopteri; Cypriniformes; Cyprinidae. The transcript has 6 exons. Bases 573 to 2006 code for a protein of 477 amino acids. The record is from RefSeq and is a predicted model, not a curated record.